AUGUCACCCUUUUUUGCAAUCCUGCUGAUGAUCAUCCUCGCUGACCUCUCUUCUUCUUCUGUUGUUCAUCCUCCAGCCCAUCGUCCUGUCCUUACAACAAAACUCGUGCAUUACAGAUCGCACGAGUCCCCAUACUAUAACCCAGCCCUAUCCAUGAAAGAAGCCUCCAACCUCGAGCGGGACCUCUCCGCCUCCCGAGCCUCCUAUCUUGCUGCCACCAUCACCACAACAUCCAUCGUCGAGACACCGCUCGUGCCCACCAAACCGAGCUCCGGUUUUCUCGCUCACGUGAAGGUCGGCACCAACGACAACCAACCCGACAUGUACAUCAUAGCCGACACGGGCUCUGGCCUACUGUGGGUCCAGUGCGGCAACCUAGAAAACACAAACACACCGUACCUGAUGUUCGACCCGAACCUCUCCCCCACCUUCCGCAAGGAGAUGUGCAACGACCCCGUUAGCGUCUGCUCUCGCGAUCUCUUCUGGGUCGCGUGUGGAGACAAGGAAUGUGAGUACAAGGUCAGAUACGCCGAGGGAGAGAGCAGUGGUUACCUUGCCCAGGACACAUUCGAAGGUCAAACCGUCAUGGGAUUCGACUUCCGCAUGUCGAUGCUAAUCGACUUGGGCUCAACGUACACCUUACUUCCCAUGUCGGUCCUCAAAAAGCUCGAGGCUGCAGUUGUGGAUGUGAUUGGCGGGACCCUGACUAGGACCUACUCGGUUAAGUUCGGCCCCGAGUCGUACACGUUGUUGUGCUAUGUAGGGGUCGUGAGCAGGGACCUGGUGGGGUUCCCUGUGGUGGAAUUGAAGUUCAACGGAGGGGCCGUGCUAGAGCUCACGGCUGUAAACAUGUUCAAGGACGAUGGGGAUGGCAACUUCUGCCUCACGGCAGCCCCAUCUGAGCAGCACAACUUCGACUUCGGCGUCCUGGGGAACUACAUGCAGCAAUUUUUCUACAUUGCCUUUGAUCUCAAGGGAAAUCAACUGUCUUUCGUGAGGAUGGAGUGUGACGUUCUACGUCAUGAUUAA
Molecule: messenger RNA, 1029 nt
Organism: Striga hermonthica
Lineage: Eukaryota; Viridiplantae; Streptophyta; Magnoliopsida; Lamiales; Orobanchaceae
Source: the annotation of a GenBank genome assembly